Arabidopsis lyrata subsp. lyrata is the source of this 801-nucleotide messenger RNA. RefSeq names its product calcium-binding protein CML24. The transcript has a single exon. The record is from RefSeq and is a predicted model, not a curated record. NCBI's taxonomy places the organism in Eukaryota, Viridiplantae, Streptophyta, Magnoliopsida, Brassicales, Brassicaceae. Gene Ontology annotation, molecular function: calcium ion binding. The coding region runs from base 77 to 553 and encodes 158 amino acids.
AAAUCCUUCUUCUUCACACACACAACUCUAACCGUUUUUUUUCUCAAUCUCUCUCAAAUCUCAAAACUCUUCAACAAUGUCAUCGAAGAACGGAGUUGUUCGUAGCUGUUUAGGAUCAAUGGACGACAUCAAAAAAGUCUUCCAAAGAUUCGACAAAAACGGCGACGGAAAAAUCUCCGUCGACGAGCUAAAAGAAGUGAUUCGCGCUCUUUCACCAACAGCAUCACCAGAAGAAACAGUAACGAUGAUGAAACAAUUCGAUCUCGACGGUAAUGGAUUCAUAGAUCUGGACGAAUUCGUUGCACUUUUCCAAAUCGGAAUCGGUGGAGGAGGUAAUAAUCGAAGCGAUUUGAAAGAAGCGUUUGAGUUAUAUGAUUUGGAUGGUAAUGGAAGAAUCUCGGCGAAAGAGCUUCAUUCAGUGAUGAAGAAUUUGGGUGAGAAGUGUUCUGUGCAAGAUUGUAAGAAGAUGAUUAGUAAAGUUGAUAUUGAUGGUGAUGGUUGUGUUAAUUUUGAUGAGUUUAAGAAGAUGAUGAGUAAUGGUGGUGGUGCUUGAGAGAUUCCGGCGGCGGAGAUUAAUUUCUAGGUUUUGUAAUUAGGAAAAAAAAAGUUGGAUUUGAUCUUUAGUGACGGCGAUUAAAAACCCUAGAAAAUUAUAAGGCAAAAUCCUCUAGAUGAUUUCACAAGUUUCCUUUUUUUUUUUUUUUUUUUUUAAGUUUGUGGUGAUUGAUGAUUAUUGAUUUUAACUAUUUAAGGUUGUUUCUAUCUUUUGCUCUUUUUUAUAAUUGCUAUGCUUUUGGAGUA